Oenanthe melanoleuca is the source of this 5532-nucleotide messenger RNA. RefSeq names its product coiled-coil domain containing 180 (gene CCDC180). The record is from RefSeq and is a predicted model, not a curated record. The transcript has 38 exons. The coding region runs from base 366 to 4958 and encodes 1530 amino acids. Lineage: Eukaryota; Metazoa; Chordata; Aves; Passeriformes; Muscicapidae.
GCAGUUCUCGGCGCGAGCAUGUUGGAGCGGAACCAUUGAGCCCCUUGGGGGGUGGGUAGAGACCCGGGAGAGACCCCGAAGCGACCCUGAGCGACACCGGGAGCAACAUCCGUAGGGCCUGGAAGGCGAGGGCUUAUAGUUACCAGUUCUUCUGGAUGCAGGCCUGGCCAGUCAACUGUGAUGAGCCACGGAUUCUCAGUUAGGACAAGUGUAGACAGAUCUUCAAGGCCCAGUAGGUUUGAAGGAAUUCUAAUUGUUGAGAUUAUGGUUCUUUGAAGGCUCAUGUAGCCCAUGUUUUGGGUGAAGGAAAGAAGACAAGGUCCUCUAAGAAGAGUAAAAAGCAUACUUUAAAUAGACAUUCAGAAAUGUCUUCUGAUGCUGUGCCAUUAUCGUGUAAUCAGCAGAAAUGUGUUGGAAAAAUACUCAUCAGUGACUUCACAAAAAAGCUACACUCAAACAGACAAUCUACAACUUUUCUAGAGGUUUGGGGAAAUAUAGAUGCAAGUUCAGCUGAGAAAGUCAGAGGCCUGCCUGAUGUAGUUGUUCCUGUGGAAGCAGGCAGUGGUACAUGGAAGUACCUGGCAGAACAGCAGCAAAACCAUCAUGAUCAAGCAGUGACUGAAAUGCAGCAGGAGCUGGACUGCAUUGGCAGGGAGAUGGAAGCCUCUGUUUUGAAGCUUCAGGAAUUCCUUCAGCUAAAAGUGAUGAAAUCAGAUGAAAAGAGUAAACUUCUGUUUGAAAAGAUUGCGUCUGACAUGGCUUUGGAAGGUUUCUCAUUUGAAGAUUUGGAAGAACUGUGGAAUAUGAUCCAUGAGGAAUCCUCAGACAGAAAGAAGCAGAUUAGGGCAGUGGACACAUCCUUAAAGGACAUCGAAAGGAAUCGAGCCGUUAAAAUAGCAGAUGUACUGACCAAGUAUACUGUGAAACUGGAGGAAAUUUCCUUCUUCUUGGCAGCUAAAGUUCACAAGCUCAUUAACAAUAAGGCCAUGAAUAUAAACAGGGUGCUGCUGGAUAAUGAGAGGGCAACUGCCAAGCUACUCUUUAAUCUAAUGAAAUCAGAGCUUGAGAAAGAAAAAUUGCAUCAACUGAAAUGGCAAGGGAGACUCAAGGACUGGAAGCUCAUCCAAAAGAACUGUGUAGUUCAGAGUUUCAGAGAAUUUAUGGCAAGUGAAGAAAUACAGAAUCCCCCAGCUGUGAAAACGGAAAUGGAAAAUGUGAUAAAGGAGCAGAUUGUACUUAGUGAACAGAGACUGAGGGUUUUGCAGUAUAUUGGCACCUUGUUGCCUCCAACACAUACAAAAUCUGAUAUAAAUGAAUGGUACAGAACUCUGGAGAAUUUAAACAGAAGUAUAGACACCCGUAAUGCGGAGUGCGUGGAGAAAAUGCGCAUCCAGUGUGAGCUGGUCUGGGGCAAAUGUCAGGAGAAAAUGCAGAUGUGCAAGAUGACCCUGUUGGAUAUGAACAUUUGCACAGUAGAAGAUGUUGAAGUUGUGCAUUCCAACAUGCUUCAGAUGUCUGAGAAACUAAAACAUAGGUUUGAAGAAAAAGUGGAGCACAUGGAUAAUGAUUUUAAGGAGAUGGCUAAAUGGCAUGAAAAGCACUGUCAAGGCUUGUACAGAUGUGUUCAGGACGCCAUGGGUCUCUGGGAUGUCCAUCAACUCCAACUGUCCCGGCUGGAAGAUGUACUUAAAAAAAAACCAGAUGAAUGCAGAUGGGAACAAGAUAACAUAAUACAGAUGAUGAAAGAUGAUCUGGAUACAAUUUUAGAAAAAAUGAAAAUGGCGAGCUGUGAAGAAGAGCUGAAGGAAUAUUUGGAGAACGCCCUUUCUUCUUUAGAUCAAAUUAAAACAAGGAACGAGACCCUCAAGCAAAUUGUAGUGGAUGAAGUAAUGGCUUACCCAAAAGCCAUUUUGUGGGAAUUGAUUUCUUAUAGUAUAUCCAUCAGCCAGCAUUUUAGUGUGAAGGAAAUCUUCAAACAGAACUUGCAAGGUGCAAUAGACUUCAUAGUUCAAGAUCAAAAUAAUACCACAACAGUCCGAACAGGGCUUGAAGAGAGCACAUCCCAGCCCAGAGCAGAGCAGGACAAUCACCUUUCUCGACUGGUGCCAGAAGAUAGGGACAGUUGUCAAAAAUCAGCUGGAGAAACAAGCCUAACAGAGAAACAGAUGAUCUUGGCACAGGAAAUUGAAGAAAAAGAGGAAGAAGAAGAUGAGGAGAGUAUUCCUUAUAAAAGUGAAAAAAAUGAGCAUACAGAACAGGGACUAAGCAUUAUGCAGUCAGCAUCUAAGAUCAGCGAGGUGGAAAGUGCUGAAAUUGUCACGGAGGUUUUUUCCACUGCUAAUGGAAACACUUACACUGUUCUUGGAGUUGAAGAGGCAGGAAAGACUGACAUCACAGAGAGUUAUUUUACAAAAUCUGAAAAAGAAGAAUCACUUCCUAUGUACCUGAAAUAUGUACAUCUCACAGAAGCCAUGUUUGUCAAGCUGAAUAAAAGGAUUCGCCUCUGCUUUUUUGAACACUUAGAGAAAUGGGUUGCAGAAUCUUUGUCCAACUCCUAUGUCUUUGUAGCUGCCAAGAAAGAGGAGUUGAAUUCAAUUCUUCUGCUGUAUCUUAAGUUUUAUCAACAAAAACAGGAGGAGAUACAGACAAAUAUCUACAAUGCUCGAGCUGCGGAACUGUCGCUUCACAAAGAGCAUCUUGAGUGCCACUGUGCAGUGCUGGCAGAAGGCCUGAAAAAGGAGAAAGCUGAAUUCCUCAGAUUUUCAGACCAGCUAAAUAACCUCAACACAAACUUUCAUUCCCGAGUCCGUAACUUGGAGUAUGACUUGCUCCACGCUCCUGUGACUGAUCAGUCAGCUUCUUCCAGCAACGAUCUCGAAUCAGAGCUCCACAACCAUCUGGAAUCUAUCAGGGUUACUGUGAAAAGUUACCAGCAGCACUUGGAGGAAGCUUUAGGAAAAUUAAGGGAUUCAAAUGUGAAUUUUCUCAAAAGUUGUAGGUUAUUUUCAGAGGUCGGUGACUUUUCUUCUGAGGAGGUAAAGUUUUUCAACAAGUGUCUUCAGAAAGAAAGUAAGCAAAUUGACUCCUUUGAAAGUUCAGUCAACACAGACAUGGAAAAAAUAAAAUCAAGCUGCUUGGAGCAGGCUACUGAACUUUUCAAGCAGUCUGAAAAAAAGUUUGCUUCUCUCUCUCUGAGUCAAGCCUUUAUGGAGAACUUCCAUCAAUCUUUGAGAAAGCUACAACAGCAAAUCAAAUCAGAGGUAAUGAAUUCCAAUUUGCAGUCAGUCACAUUAAAGUCUUACAUGGAAAAGCUCCAGCGGAAGAGAGGUGCUUAUGUUCAUUCUAUUGCAGAUAAAGAAGUAACUUCUAAUCAGCAAGAAAUGGCUUUAACUUCUGAAGAGUUGUAUGAUUUUGCCAGAGAGGUGUUGAAAGAGCUGAUAAAGAGGAGCAAGUAUCUUGACUGCUGCUUAAAAAAAGCAAAGAUCCCACAUGCCACUGAGGACUUCAGCACUCCUGACACAGAUGGGACAUUGCGAGAGGACUUCACCAGUCUUGACACGGAUGGGAGGUUACAAGAUUUCAUUGCUCUUGCUGCUCCAAAAGAGAGUCUCAGAGAGGAGAGCAAAAGGAUGGUGAUGGGACUGGAUCCUGAAAAAUUCCCUUUGUUAAAUCCAAGUGGAAUGGAUACAUCAAUAUUUGAUGAUUUGGCAAUAAGUGCUAUCAAAAAUUUAGCUGGAUUUAACCUAUCAAAAAAAUCCCAAGGUCUAAAUCGUGGGACAAAUGAUCCAGCAAUUCUUCCCCGAGUAAAGAAGAAGUUAUCUGAUGCACAUUCUCAGAAGUCUACUAGCAAGAGGUCAUCUCGGGAUGAAACAAAGCGAAAAAAAAGUGAAAAAGGCAGAAAAUCUCUUACCAGGGAUGAGAGAUCUGAGAUAUUUGGAAAGAAGCCUGCAAAGUCUGAUACUUUUAAGGGGAUUAUUAUGAAUAUUCUCUGGAAGGGUAACAACACCUUGCUCUGCCUUGGUGAGGAGUUCUAUGGAGAAAAGAAGAAUCCUCAGAUGGGAUUGCUUGAAGAUCUUCCAGACACAUUUGAACAUUGGGCAGAAAUGCUCAGACUGAAACUAUUGUCAUACCAAAAGCAGACAGAUGAUUACUACAAUUUCUGUCUUAGAGAAUUUUGGGAUCAGCUGAAGUGGUUUGAAGAUGAACUGUCUUCUGUUUCCCAACUGGUCGUGGAAAGUCUUUUGAAAGAACAUGAGCAGAAACUCAUCUCUUUUACUGGUCAUAUUCAGCAUCUCUUCAACAGACAGCUGAAAGAGUGGGAGGAUGUGAAGACUAUGCAUCGAAGAAAAUUACAUUACUCCCUAGGACACCCAAAUAACUCUCUUCAGUUGGAGGCUUUGUGCCAAGAGGAAAUAAAAAGGCAAAAAGAUCAAACUGAUGGUGUUCACCUCAACAUGAAGAUGCUGCAGGAUUGUGCUGCUGAGUGUGCUCAGAGCUUUUUUUCUGCACUGGCUGCCCUCACUGAAAAGCUCCUCUUGGAACUAGACGAAACCAUCACUGCUGAUGAUGUAGAAGUAGCAGGAACUGAAAUACCUACAGAGAAGAUGUUGACUUUAAAGCAUCAUAAACAAGCUGGACUUCCUCUAGGAACCUCCAAAGUUCAACAGUUAGUCAAACGAGGAAGGAGGUCUUGGCCAGGAAUACCCGAGACUACUCUUCCUGACUGUCCAGACUAUAUUCUUUGCAGAGGAACUGCAUCAGUUUCAACAGCUAAGACUACCCUGGGCCAUCUGGCAGUGGUGGAUGCAAGACAAGCUGCAUAUAAGAAAUACAGAAGUAAAGUUGAACAGAUGUUUGCCCAGAUCAAAGAAGAAAGUUCAGCUCAGCUAUUGGCAAUUCAGCAUUGGAAUGAUUGGUGGGAAGAAUCUGUCCAAAAGAUAAAGCGACUCUACGUCUGAGAUCACUCAAAUAAUUUUGCUGAACUUUGUUGGUGUAAAUUGACACGUUUGUAUGAAUGCCACUGAUAUUUUUCUUUUAUCUCACAAAUCUGUUGCAUUGAAAGAAGCUACUUUCUUGCCUUUUUGUUUAUUUUGCCAUGUUACCAUUCUUGUUUCCUCAUAUGCAGUCUUAAGACUACUACUAUACUAAUCUUUACAAUUUUUAUAACCACCUGAUUUGACUUACAGUAUCAUCUGGUACCAUUCGCAUGUGUUUGUGCCCUUGAAGCCUCUCUGCAAGGACACUUAAUGCGUAUUUAUUAUCAGAGUUUACAGGAUUUGGUUGCAGUUUUGCCCCUGUGAGCUGGUUUGUUCUGAAAACUCUCCAAGGCAUGGAUGAGAACUAUCCCUAACUAAAUACCCUGGAAUCAAGGCCCCUUGCCCAAGCACCUCUGCACAGAGACUUCUCACUGAGAUAGCUGGCCUGAAAAAGAUACACAUUAUAUGUUGUCUUGCUUCAACAAGUUUUGACUCGCCUACCCUUCCCAUUCCUUGUCAUUCCUCUCCCACUUCUAUCUUGUGUUGCCUACCUUUG